ACAAAAGCGAGAGGACAGAGAGGGCCAGAGAAGGACAGAGAGAGAGGGGAGGAACAUGAUAGAUUGAAUGAAAGUGUGAGACAGAGUCUAGUGUUUCCUACAUUUUGAAAGUAGUGAUAUCGCCUGCCGAAUAGCUGCUGUGGUGGAUUUGACUGACAGUUGCUCAGUCUUUUUGUUUGCCGUUUUCUCUUUGGUUCGUUGGAUGUUGCAGGAUUGAUGGAGAUACAACAGUCACUCAGCACUGCUGUACACCGGGAGACAAGAGCUGCACUGACAGAGGCCUGCUAAGUGGUCGAAACAAAGUGGCUGGACAGAGAGAAUACGUGUCCACACGUGUACGUCCUCGGCGCGGCUCUCAGGAGAACUUUCUGACCAAUAAGCAGUGGUGAAGGACAAGGCGAGCCAAUUAGGGAGAGAUGUUGGGGAAGGGCAGGCAUACGGCCCUGGCUCUCGUGUCUUUACUGGUUCUAUUGUUGCGUGAGGCAACACCCAUCGAAGUCCCACAAGACCCAAAGAUCCAGCAAGACCUAAAGCAACCCCCCACUAUAGUCAAACAGUCAGUGAAGGACUACAUUGUCGACCCAAGAGAUAACAUCAUCAUCGAGUGUGAGGCCAAGGGAAACCCAGUGCCAACGUUUUCAUGGCGAAGGAAUGGGAAGUUCUUCAACAUUGGGAAAGAUCCCAGGGUGACUAUGCGAAAACGCUCAGGAACACUGGAGAUUGGUUUCCGUAGCGGGGGACGACCAGAGGACUACGAAGGAGAGUACCAAUGUUUUGCUACCAAUGACUUUGGAGUAGCUCUGUCCAACAAAAUCCUGCUGCGGGUCUCAAAGGCUCCUCUGUGGCCCAAGGAGGUGUUGGAGCCAGUGGUGGUGACUGAAGGCUCCCCACUGGUUCUAACCUGUAACCCCCCACCAGGACUACCUCCUCCCUUUACCUUCUGGAUGAGCAGCGCUAUGAACCCAAUAUCACAAGAUAAGAGAGUGUCUACAGGUUUGAAUGGAGACCUGUACUUCUCCAAUGUUGUUGCUCAAGACGCUCAGACAGACUACAGCUGCAAUGCUCGCUUCCUCUUCACACACACCAUCCAGCAGAAGAACCCUUUCACACUCAAAGUUCUCACCAAGGAGCCAUAUAAUGAAACAUCUUACAAUGCCACUGACCCCUAUGGUGGCCGUAAAGUAUCCGAGUCCACGCCGACCUUCCUCUCACCAUCAGGCAGUGAGAGCUCCAAAAUUGUGCAACGAGAUGAGCAACUGCUACUGGAGUGUAUCGCUGCUGGACUACCAACUCCUACCGUCAAGUGGUUCAAGAAGGGUGGGGAACUGCCAGGACACAAAGUGAAGUUUCAGAAUUUCAACAAGACCCUGAAGAUUAUCAGUGUGUCAGAGGAAGAUGCUGGGGAGUAUGUGUGCAUGGCCAACAGUCAUUUAGGCAGCAUACGCCACAGCAUCUUUGUCCAGGUUAAAGCGGCUCCUUACUGGCUGGACAAACCUACGGACCUGGUGCUAGCCCCGGAUGAGAACGGACGCCUGGUGUGUCGGGCCAACGGGAACCCUAAACCUAACAUUCAGUGGCUGAUCAAUGGACAACCUAUAGACAGCUCUCCUCCUAACCCGAACAGACAGGUGCUUGGUGACACCAUCCUCUUCCGCUCAGUGCAAAUGGGAGGCAGUGCUGUUUAUCAGUGCAACGCCUCCAACCAGCAUGGAUACCUGUUGUCCAAUGCCUUCGUCAGUGUUCUCGACAUGCCUCCGAGGAUGCUGGGCCCUAAAAACCAACUGAUUAAAGUAAUUGAGAACAACCGCACCUUUUUGGAUUGUCCUUUCUUUGGUUCCCCUCUUCCUGAACUACGCUGGUUUAAGAAUGGACAGGGCAGUGGGCUGGAUGGUGGACAGUACCGUGUUUACAUCAACGGCACCCUGGAGAUCAAAAGGGCUCGAACAGAGGACGAGGGCACAUACACAUGUGUUGCCAACAGCAUCCUGGGCACAGCCGAGAACCAGGUCCGCCUGGAGGUCAAAGCGCAAACUCGUAUAAUCAGAUUCCCUGAGCACCAGUCAGCCAUCAGGGGCUCCACAGCUCGUUUCAACUGUAAAGUGAAGUCGGAUCCCAGCCUGCCUGUCACUGUGACCUGGACCAAAGAUGACAAGUCUCUCUAUCUAGGAUGGAGGCUGAGGAAGGAUGACGAGUCACUGACCAUCCCCAAUGUGAAUGAGGGUGAUGAGGGAACAUACGCCUGCACUGUUAAAUCUGAGAUUGACCAGGACUCCGCAUCUGCCCGCCUGACUGUGUUAGAGGAAGCCUCUCUCAACCCCUCACUCUCUAGCACCCUGCCUCCAGACCGCCCAGACCCUCCCAUGGAUCUAGAUCUGUCUGACCCAGCAGCUCGCAGCGUUCGUCUCACCUGGAUCCCUGGAAAUGAUCACAGGAGUCUCAUCACAGAGUUCUUGGUCCAGUUUGAGGAGGACAGCUGGGAGCCAGGCAGGUGGCAGAACCUGUCCACUUACCCUGGGGACCUCAACUCUGUCAUCCUGCAGCUUGCCCCAUUUGUCAACUACCAAUUCAGGGUCAUCGCCAUUAAUUCAGUUGGCCAGAGUCAGCCCAGCCGUCCCUCACCAAGAUACAAGACCAGUGGAGCAGCUCCAGAUGUAAUUACCAGAGGUCUUAGAGGAUGGGGCUCCAAGAAGGACAACAUGGAGAUCACUUGGGAGCCACUGCUUGAUCUGGAGAGAAAUGGUCCAAAUCUACAAUACAACGUGUGGUGGAGACGGAGGGAUGUGAGGGAAGAGUGGAGUAAUGUGACCACAGAGGGGUCCAAACAUAUCAUCCACAACACAGAAACCUAUGUGCCUUAUGAGAUCAAAAUCCAGGCCAUAAAUGAGUUUGGCCAAGGACCUGAGUCUAAUGUGGUCAUUGGAUACUCUGGAGAGGACAAGCCCACAAAUGCCAUCACUGACUUUAGGGUAUCAAAGGUCGACAGCACCAAAGCAAACAUCCACUGGAAGUCUGUGGACCCAAACUCUGUCCAGGGAGAGUUCAAAGAGUACAAGCUGUACUACUGGCGUGAGUCCAGUAUAGUCCCAGGUUUGAUGGUCAUUAAGGAGAAUAAGACCAAAGGGAUCUACAGCACCACGUCCGAGCCAUCUGUCAUCCUAACUGACCUGGUGCCCUACUCUAAAUAUAAGAUUUUUAUGGUUGUGGCCAACAGCCGCUUUGAAGGCCCUCCCAGCAACACUGUGGAGUUCUCCACUAAGGAGGGAGUCCCCGAUGCUCCAAGGUUCUUCAGGAUCAACAGGAGGAGUUUUGACACUAUCUACUUGGAAUGGGAUAAACCUUUGGAGCCAAACGGCAUUCUAACUGGAUAUCAGCUCAAAUAUCAAACAGUCAAUGGCUCCAGGGUGGGUCGACAACAGCUGGAGACUUUUCUUCCAAAUAUGACAGACUUCACCCUCCGCCUGCCAGAUCGAUCUACCCGCUAUAAGUUCUUACUGUCAGCGCUCACACAGGUGGGAGCAGGAGAGGUCUUCGCUGAGGAGUCCCCACACUUCACCAAUGAGGAUAAUUUUACUGAUACUACAGGUCUAGUCAACCUUAUAGACGCCUCUGUGGCUUCAACUUUUACUCCCACUCCUCCUCCUCUCGCUUCUCUUCCUCCUACUACCAUGGCUCCUACAACCAUCGCUCCUACAGCCAUUAGCACCUCAACUACUACCACUCCUAAAGCUACAACUUCUCCUUCUACUACUACGUCUACUACAACAACUCCUACUACCGCCACCACUGCAACUGAGGCAACAACCACCAUCACACCUCCUGUGCUAGUCACCACCAGGCGUACCGAUCAGAAUGUGUUGGUGGCCCCGGGGCGGCAGAUCUGGGAUCUGACGGUGGAGCCUAACAGUAACUACGCUAACGUCAGCUGGAGACACAACUUCCCCGCCGGCAGCAGCGAGUUUGUGCUAGAGUUCACACUGGACAGCAACAAGACGGAGAAAACAGUACGAGUGAAUCAACAGCCCCCCAUUAGAGUGGCGGAUCUGAUCGCAGGUGCCACGUACCGUCUGAGGGUUUACUCCCAUGAAUUCAACAGCAUCAGCAGCAAUUAUUUCACCUUUAAGACCCAAGCAGCUUACAUAGACCAGGUAGACAUCGCCACUCAGGGUUGGUUCAUAGGCUUGAUGUGUGCUAUUGCCCUCAUCAUAUUGAUCCUCCUCAUCGUCUGCUUCAUCAAAAGGAGUCGUGGUGGCAAAUAUCCAGGUGGCUGCUGUGUGACUGGUUUCUUAAAAUAUCUCGUGCGUGACAAAAAAGAUCUCCCCUUAGACUCAGUGGACCAUAAAGACCAGGAUGGAUCCUUCGAUUACCACAGUGAUGAGGACAACAAGCCUCUGCAGGGCAGCCAGACUUCACUUGAUGGCAAUGUGAAGGAAAGUGACGACAGCCUCGUGGACUAUGGUGAAGGUGGCGAUGGUCAGUUCAACGAGGAUGGCUCUUUUAUUGGCCAGUACACAGUGAAGAAGGACAAGGAUGAGACGGAGGGCAACGAGAGCUCCGAGGCCACUUCACCUGUCAAUGCCAUCUAUUCACUGGCAUAGCCUCCCGGCAGCACAUAGGGGACUAAGUGCCCCAAACAUCCACCCAGUGAUUUUAUGGUUGUACGACAGCACCAUACACCCCAAGCAAACACACAGACACACACACACACACACACACACACACACACACACACACACACACACACACACACACACACACACACACACAACCACACACACACAACAACAUAUUACUAUAUGAAACACCAAUAACACAGAAGAAAUGCAGCAGGGCCUGUCUGGAGACUGUGUAGACUUUCCUCUGAUGAUAACAACAAGGAACUCGGCAGUGCAACUAGACCACAAGCCUUUACUUUAUGUUUCCAGCUCUAAAAUAUGGCCCGUCUGAGGUGAUGUCUGGACAAAGUGGACAGUGCUUGUUUUACUCUGUGCUCUGCCUGCCCUUUACCCACACAGACGAAGUGUGCCUUCUGGGCAGCUUCCAGUAUUUGGAGACAUCUCCAAGUGUUACUUAGAGAUUUUUCCUUUGUUUGUUCCUGCUCUGAACAUUUUAAGUGUCACUGCUCUCCUUCCUGAUGCGCCUCUCAUACUUAAGUGUAGCAUCCCAGUAAAGUUCACACAGUGGUUACACACAAACCCACACACGCACACACUCGCCCCGUGUUUUAACAUAUCAGCUUCGAACCAUCAAACUCAACAGGUUGCUGGCAGAUAUGUUUAUCAUAUUGAUAUUUAAGCAAUGAAAGAUUUAAGUUUUUCCACAGCUGGUAGAUGAGACAUCAAAUCUUAAUGAAUGCUGUAUACAGUCCUGGCACACAGUUUAGUGCCCCGCAAAACUAUGCACUGUCACCUCCACAAUACCAUAAUGUUUUAAUCUGGUCAGUAAACAGUACAUUUAAGUUCACUUUUGCCAUAUACAGUCCAAACUCCCAUGCUUUGUAUUAACUUUGCCUUGUAUCAUGUGGUAGACUUUUUUUUUUAUACCUUUAAUCCAAUCGAUCAAAAUGGCUGCCAUAUCAAAAGCCAUUUCACCACAAACAGCAAACUUUGCUAUUGUGUGUUUUCAAUGAAUACAUUUAAAUAAUAUUUUGGAGCACUGUAGAAAGGCAAGUGGAUAACAAGUCAGUGAAUUGCCUAGUCAGCAUGCAGGCUAAUGAUACAUUCAUGUCAAAUGGGAUAGUUCAAAUGGUGACUGGAAAGCUCCAACUAUUACCAUUAAUAUUCGGUUAUUCUGUAUUACAAUAUUCUGUUGCUUUUUUGUCAGUUUCUCAUUUGUUAACCAUAAGAAUAUAUAAGUAUUAUAAGUACAUUUUAGACAACAUUGUUUGGAUUGCAGUGCUCAUUGCAAUGACUAAUUGUGGUUGGUUAAAACAUAUCAAAACACAAAAUUUCCUAAAUCCUUAUGUUUCCAGGCUGGGGGCUGAUAUACAUUCUCUCCUGUGUGACAUGAGUACAAUACGAGAAGUUGAAGGCGUGUUCAUGCUAAAUGUUGCAUUGUAUUGUACCAAAAUUGAAAAGGAUUUUUAUUACAGUCUGUAGUCCCAAACAGCCAGAGUACAGAUGUUAGCUUUAACCUAAUUUGUAGGCCUACUGUAUACCCCAACUUAUUUGAGUUCUUUUUGAUAUUUUCCUCCAGACCUCCAUUUUCAAUUCAUGACGUUAUGUCAAUCACACUGCCUCUAAAGGUGUUUGUGUUAAGUAUGUACAGAAUGGUCAGCACCUUUUCUAUUUCCAGAAUUUAUGUUUAUUAAUUUGACCAAUUUGUUAUGCAUAGACAAAAUGAAUACAGCAAUGGGGUCAUGUAGGAUACGUUUAAAACUACAUUAUUUAAAGCAUGAAGAUAUAUCAAUAAAAUUUAGAACCCACUUUGAAAUGACACAAGCUGAGAUUUUAGUUUUUGCAGAGAUAGACAAAAAAGAGAAAACUAAUUUAAUUAACAGAAUAUGUUCUUCUAGUCAUUGUCUUUGCAGACUUAUGGACUGCCAUUCAAUGAUCUGCUCAUGUUUCUUUAGUUAAUACUUGCUCAUUGGUUUUAACGCAGAGUUUUGCCACUCUUACUGCAGUUACAUGCUGGUCAAGAGGGCUAUUAGACCCUCCAAUGCUAAAUCACAUGGAAAUUAAAUGUAUUUUAAAUGUUUCUUUUAUAUUUCUAUUUAUGACAUUAUGUGGAUAGUAUUAAUAUAUUAGUUCUUAAUUCAAUAAUUGAUAUAUCACUCAUGACAGACUUAUUCUAGUUUUCACACACCAGAAUUAGCCAAAGUAAAGAUGUCUUCAGAAUCUGUUAUUGCUUAUCAUGAGAGGCAUUGAACUUAACAGUAUGAAUAAGAUAUUUUUGUAGCAGAUGGCUUUUCUGCUGUAAACAAAACCAGAAAAAGAAAAUACUGUACCUGUCAUCAUGUUAUCUGUCUGUUGUAAUGCUUUUCUUGUACUACUGUUAUUCUGUGUUGUUUUUCUGAUUUAUGUAACAUACCAUUUCUACCACACUGAAAAUGUAUAUUGUUGCUUAUUAUUUAUUUGGCAUAUAUUUUGUACAUGUUGGUCUCAUAUCUUUGUAAAUAUUUCAUGGUCAAUUUCCCCUGAAAAAUGCUUUAUUUGAAAAGAAAACAAAGAUUCACAAAUUUGCAUCCACCAAGCAAAUGCAGCCUGUGCAUCUCUAGUGUGUCAUGUACCUCUGUUAUGUAGCUUUGACUAGCAUUUGCACUCAACAAGAACCACUCUACACUCCAAUAUUUCCCUUUGCUUUGACAUUGUAAUAUAUAGAACUGACUUUGAUAAGUCAGUCACUUGCUUAAUGAUGGUCUGAAUUCUAUAUUGUGAAAGAGGAAUAUGUAAGAUUCUCUAUGAUGUAAAUAUGUUCUUCAAUAUCCCAUUUGUAGCAUUUGUCACAUAAAACUGCUAGUAGGCCUAAAAAACAUGCAUUCUCUGAUGUAUUGGAACAAACUCAGUCCUUCACAUUCAUCUUUCUGAGACUGUCUACUCCUUCUUUCCAAAUGCCUUUUUCCCAACAUGGUUGCAUAUCUGUGUCCCAUUUCAGAGGCCUUCCUCAGAGGAAUAAAGCUUGAGCCUUUUCCUCCACAGUUAAGCCUUUCAAUACUCACUUAGUCAAAAAGAAAAAGAUGAGAUUAUUCUUUCCAUGUCCCUGAGGGUCUAUGUGACAUUUAGUCCAAAAGAAUCUGUGUGAAGCCUAAACUUUACUCACACCAUACUCUAAACCCAUGAAAAUAUCUCCAUCUAUUCAAAUGUCUAGUAUAAUGUAAACAUAUGGUUGAUACAUGUCCACCAUGCUGCCUGUUUCCUUAUGUCCAGGUUUAGUAAUUCAAUUAUGUUACAUAUUUAUAGCACUUUAGCGAUUGUGGAGAGAAAAAAACUUCCUCAGUAACUAUAAGAAACCUCUAGCAGAAACAGACUAGAUGUAGGCGGCUAUCUGCCUCGACCUAUCAGUCUGCCGUUCGGAUUGUUGUCAACUUGUAACAUUUCCAAGAUUACCCUCUGGAAGUUUUCCCUAAAAUAAUGUAACCUUUUCACUGCAGGAUCUUAAAAAUACAUUAUCUGGGGCCUCCCAUGAGUCUUUGGUUCAAGAUAUCAACUAGUGCUUCCAACUGGUCAGUAGCUUUAGUCAUUUACACCACCAUCACAAGCACAGUGCUUUUUCUGUCAUUUUGUUUGUGUGUGAACAUUGAUUUGAGGUGCAUACAGAGUAAAUCGUCUCUAUUUACUGCUUUGUCCCAGCUCACCUUUUAUGUGGGAAAAAUGUAAGCGUAUUGUUUUUCAGCUUAUUUUUUAUUUGAAAAAGCUACAAAGUCUUGAAUUUCCCUGAUGCACAUAAGAUAGUCGCAACUGGAUUUUGUAAAAUGGUUGAUCACAUGCGGUAUGGCUUUUUGUAAUUUCUCACAUUAGCAUCUUCUUUUUACCAAGUGUAUCAGAGCAGCAACGUCUUGCUUCAUCAGGCUGAUGGCUUUUGUUAGGUAUAUCUACUGAACAGAAUAUUGCAUUAAUAUAUUCACCAUGUAUGCGUGUAUGAUGAGAUGUUGCAACUUCUGCUAGC
Molecule: messenger RNA, 8601 nt
Organism: Pleuronectes platessa (European plaice)
Lineage: Eukaryota; Metazoa; Chordata; Actinopteri; Pleuronectiformes; Pleuronectidae
Gene: nfasca
Product: neurofascin homolog (chicken) a
Exons: 34
Coding region: 417-4595 (1392 amino acids)
Biological process (GO): brain development; cell-cell adhesion
Molecular function (GO): cell-cell adhesion mediator activity
Source: RefSeq, a predicted model, not a curated record